Molecule: messenger RNA, 1916 nt
Organism: Bubalus bubalis (water buffalo)
Lineage: Eukaryota; Metazoa; Chordata; Mammalia; Artiodactyla; Bovidae
Gene: ECSIT
Product: ECSIT signaling integrator
Exons: 8
Coding region: 427-1800 (457 amino acids)
Cellular component (GO): mitochondrion
Source: RefSeq, a predicted model, not a curated record
GAUUGGGAGUGGGGUGGUGAUCAGGAAAGGCUUCUUAUUUGACUAUAGACCUGAAUGACCAGAGACUGAUCUGGGGGAAUAAAUUCUGAACAGAGAGAAAAGCAAGUUCAAAGGCUCUGAGAUUAGAAUAAAGCCAACUUGUUUAAGAAACAAGUGUAGCUGGAGCUACCAGUAAUAAGAGGUGAGUUUUGAGGGGCAGAUUCUGAUUUAAUUUUGUGUGCUGUUUCAGUGAUUUUAGGCAGAGAACACUAAAUUUACUUUACAUUUUAAGAAGCUCCCUCUGACCACUGCAGGGAGAAAUGACUGGAGGCAGGUAAGGAAGUUGAGACCGGAUAGGUGAAAAGAGAUCAUGGACUGGAGUGGUGGCCUGCAGAUGCAGAGAAAUGGAUGCAUUUAAGAUGGAUUUGGAAGCAACAGGAGUAGCUGAUGAAUUGGACUGGGGGAGUGAGGGACACAAUGGACUCAGAAUUCCCAGGUGGUUGUCCAACAGGCAAAGGCAUGAGCUGGGCCCAAGCCAUCCUGCUGGCCCGGGGCCUCUCUCGAGGCUGGGGGGGCAUCUGCAGCACUGCCCUCACAGGAGCCCCCUUCUCUCAGGUACCGCCCCAGGCCCCACGGGGCCUCCGCUGCAGUGCAGCCGCCCACAACCCUGACUCAUCGCUGGUCCCACGCCCACCCGAGCCCCCCAGGCGGCCCGUCAAGGCCCUGGCAGUCCACGAGGAGCUGUUCAGGCCCGCGCUGGACGGGGCACGCGACAAGGCGAACUUCGUGCGGGCGGUGCAGAACUUCACCGAAUACAACGUGCACAAGCGCGGCCACGUGGACUUCAUCUACCUGGCCCUGCGCAAGAUGCGCGAGUACGGCGUCGAACGGGACCUGUCUGUCUACAACCUGCUCCUUGACAUCUUCCCCAAGGAGGUCUUCCGGCCUCGCAACAUCUUCCACAGCAUCUUCCUCCACUACCCACGGCAGCAGGAGUGCGGGAUUGCAGUCCUGGAGCAGAUGGAGAACCACGGGGUGAUGCCCAACAAGGAGACGGAGUUCCUGCUCUUGCAGAUAUUCGGCCGCAAAAGCUACCCCAUGCUCAAGCUGGUGCGCAUGAAGCUGUGGUUCACCCGCUUCAAGAAUAUCAACCCUUUCCCCGUGCCCCGGGACCUGCCCCAGGACCCUGUGGACCUGGCCAGUUUGGCCCUGCGGCACAUGGAACCUGACCUCAGUGCCAGGGUCACCACCUACCAGAUGCCCUUGCCGAAAGACUCUCCCGACGCAAUGGAUCCUACAGAGACCCACAUCGUAGGGAUCCAGAGUCCUGAGCAGCAGAGUGCCCUGGCCCGCCAUGACCCAGCCCGCCCAAUCUUCGUUGAGGGUCCCUUCUCCCUGUGGCUUCGAGACAAAUGUGUCUAUUACCACAUCCUCAGAGCUGACUUGCUGCCUCCCGAGGAGCGGGAAGUGGAGGAGAUUCCAGAGGAGUGGAACCUCUACUAUCCGAUGCAGCUAGACCUGGCCUACGGGAGGAGCAGCUGGGAUGACUACGAGUUUAACAUUGAUGAAGUAGAGGAAGGGCCUGUCUUUGCCAUAUGUGUGGCGGGUGCCCAUGACCAGGCCACGCUGGCCAAGUGGAUCCAGGGCCUUCAGGAGACCAACCCAGCCCUGGCCCGGAUCCCGGUGGUCUUCCGCCUGUCAGGGUCCUCCGGGGAGCUCCUGCCAUCCUCCUCAGAGCUGGAGGAGCCACCCCCACCCCCACCUGAGGGCCAGGAAGAAGAAGAAGACAGUCAGCAGCGACAACAGCAGGGCCAGAGCUGACCCUGGGCGGUCAUGAGAGCAUAGUCCGCGGACUGGUGUGGAGGCAUGACAUCACCUAUGCGUGUAGAGCAAAUAAAAGUCUUCCUGCUUGGGGCUGCCUUGCCUCCUCUCUGGCA